Messenger RNA from Nymphalis io (European peacock), 1074 nucleotides. RefSeq names its product caspase-3-like (gene ICE). NCBI's taxonomy places the organism in Eukaryota, Metazoa, Arthropoda, Insecta, Lepidoptera, Nymphalidae. The record is from RefSeq and is a predicted model, not a curated record. The coding region runs from base 164 to 988 and encodes 274 amino acids. Gene Ontology annotation, molecular function: cysteine-type endopeptidase activity. Gene Ontology annotation, biological process: proteolysis. The transcript is spliced from 6 exons.
UUAAUGUACCUGAAAAUGCUAACGCUUAUCAAUUUAUCUUUCCGAUAUAAUCCUUAUCUACCUACUGCAUUUGUUAGUUGUGUGUUGUUUUAAAUAAAAAGGAAAUUUAUUUUUCUGUAAAAAUAUAUUACAAUUUAGUUCCUCGUUAGUAACUCGUAAAAAAAUGGAUGAAACUACAUCAGACGGACCAUUUAACACGAAUCCCACGAAUUCAAGUUACGUUUUGGAGGAAGAUGCGCUAAAAAUUGAACCAGAAAUUAUGUAUUAUAAUAUGACAGGUGAAAAGUAUUUAAUUAUAUUCAAUCAUUACAAGUAUAAGAAAACAAUGUAUUAUGGUUUUAAACGCCCAUCACCUAGAACAGGUACAAUGGAAGAUGUUGCAAAAUUGAGAAAAGUUUUUGAAAACUUGAGCUAUAAAGUGAUAGUUCACCAAGACUUGGAACACUCAGAAAUUCUGGAAAAGACCAAGGCACUAAGUGAAGAAGACCACAAGGCGACGUCAUGUCUGUGUUUCGCAUUUCUGACGCACGGGGAAAAAGGGGGAGACCUCUUUGCGGCGGACAGACCUUAUCAAUUAAAAGAAGUUACGGUAAUGCUAGAACAUGGUCACUCGAGUCUCGUUGGCAAACCGAAGAUAUUUUUCAUACAGGCGUGUCGAGGAGACCAGAUUGACAGCGGGAGAAGGGUCGAGUUGGAUGGCGCUGAGGCGUCCCUCGUCAUACCAACUCACGCAGAUUUUCUUGUAUUAUACUCUAGUGUUGAAGAUUAUUUAUCAUUUAGAGAUAGAGAAGGAUCGUUCAUGAUACAAGAGCUCUGUGACGUAAUCAAAGAGUACCACAAGGAGUGGGAUAUUUUACACAUAAUAACGUUAGUCCAUCGGAGGGUCGCAUUUUAUAGGACCACUUACGCGCCAUCGACGCCGUCAAUACACGAUAAAAAGCAAAUGCCUGAAACUCGUUAUUCUUUAACGAAAUUAUUUAAAUUUUAGAUGUUCGUAAUAACAGCUGAUAAAGUAUAACAGUGUUAGAACAACUUCUCUGUAUAUUUUCUAUGAAAAUUUAUCUAUCUAUUGUA